CGGGGAGCCGGAGGAGGCGCCGGACGCCGGGAGCUGAGCGCCGGACCCUUCGGCGGGCGGGAGCGCGGGCCGAGUCCCUGAGGUCAGGAGGCAACUGCCAUUGAGAGAUAGUGAGUGCCUGUUUCAAAGACAGCAAAGUAUCAGGGGAGCCACCAGAAGCAUUAACGGAAAGCUUAAAUUACCUAAAUGACUAAUAAUGGUCUCCAGCUGCCAAAGAAUGUUGUGGAUGCCAAGAGAAAGGUAACCAUUUCUCAGCCCCUUGAGUGGAACUGGAUGCCUCUAGGAGCCCACGCCGGCUGGCAGUAGACAUGGCUGAAUUUACAAGCUACAAGGAUACUCCCUCCAGCCGCCACUUGCGGUUUAAGUUACAGAGUCUAAGUCGCCGCCUUGAUGAGUUGGAGGAAGCCACCAAAAACCUCCAGAAAGCAGAGGAUGAGCUCCUGGAUCUCCAGGACAAGGUGAUUCAGGCAGAAGGCAGCAACUCCAGUAUGUUGGCAGAGAUUGAAGUGUUGCGCCAGCGAGUGCUGAGAAUCGAAGGCAAAGAUGAGGAAAUUAAGAGAGCAGAGGAUCUGUGUCAGCUUAUGAAGGAGAAGCUUGAAGAGGAAGAAAAUCUCACCCGGGAACUGAAAUCUGAGAUUGAACGGCUUCAGAAACGAAUGGCUGAACUGGAGAAGCUGGAGGAGGCCUUUGGCAGGAGUAAGAAUGAUUGUACCCAACUCUGUCUGAGCCUGAAUGAGGAGAGAAACCUGACAAAGAAGAUCUCUGCUGAGCUGGAAAUGCUCAGGGUCAAAGUGAAAGAACUGGAAUCUUCUGAGGACCGCCUGGAUAAAACUGAGCAGAGUUUAGUGUCAGAGUUAGAAAAACUGAAAUCAUUAACUCUGAGCUUUGUAAGUGAGAGAAAAUACUUGAACGAAAAGGAGAAAGAGAAUGAGAAACUGAUAAAAGAGCUCACUCAAAAACUGGAGCAGAACAAAAAAAUGAACCGAGAUUAUUCAAGGAAUGCUUCUAAUCUUCUGGAAAGGAAUGACCUGCGGAUUGAGGACGGGAUCUCCUCCACACUGCCGUGCAAAGAAUCCAGAAGGAAGGGCACUCUGGACUAUCUAAAGCAGGUAGAGAAUGAAACAAGAAACAAAUCAGAAAAUGAAAAGAACCGAAAUCAAGAAGACAACAAAGUUAAAGAUCUCAACCAAGAGAUUGAGAAACUCAAGACACAAAUCAAACAUUUUGAAUCUUUGGAAGAAGAGCUUAAGAAAAUGAGGGCCAAAAAUAAUGAUCUUCAGGAUAAUUACCUAAGUGAACAAAAUAAAAACAAACUCUUGGCCAGCCAGCUGGAGGAGAUAAAGCUACAAAUCAAGAAACAGAAAGAGUUAGAGAAUGGGGAGGUAGAAGGGGAGGAGGCUUUCCUAUCCAGCAAAGGCAGACACGAGAGGACUAAGUUAAGAGGCCAUGGGAAUGAGGCACCUAUGUCCAAGCACACACCGCGGGAACUGUCCCCUCAACAGAAGCGGGAGAGGCAUCGAAACAGGGAUAUUGCACUCAACAAUGAAAACUGUUCUCUGGGCAAUAGGCAGGUGUCCUCACCCAAUUUCACCAAUAGGAGGGCAGCCAAAGCUUCCAACAUCGGGGCCAGUACAGACAGUGGGACUCAGGAGACCAGGAGAACUGAAGAUCGAUUUGUAUCUGGCUCUUCUCAGAGUGAAGGAAAGAAGUCCAGGGAGCAGCCUUCAGUGCUUAGCCGCUACCCGCCUGCUGCUCAGGAGCACAGUAAAGCGUGGAAGAGUGCUCCCAAACCAGGUACUGAGAGUGGGUUGAAGGGAAAAGUGGAGAAGACCACACGGACAUUUAGUGAUAAUACCACCUAUGGAUCUGUUCCCAGUGACGUACUGGGUAGAGCUGACAAGGCUUCUGACACCCCUGCCGAGGCCCUCUUUGUCAAGAGGGGGCAGGUACCUGGCAAUGGAAGUCAGGGAACUCAGGCUGCAGACUGUGGCAGUUCUAAGGCAGUUGGAGCUCUGGCCUCCUCUCGAAGAUCUUCCUCAGAAGGGCUCUCCAAGGGCAAAAAGGCUGCCAGUAGCCUGGAGGCUGAUACCAGUUCCCCAAAUUCCAAGUCUCCACUUUUAUCAAAGUAUCCUUAUAAUUCCAGAAGCCAAGAGAACAUCCUUCAGGGCCUUUCAACCCCAAAUAAAGAAGGUGUUGAUCAACCUGUAGCAGUUGUGAUGGAAGACAGCAGUCAGCAUGAGGCCCUGAGGUGCCGAGUCAUCAAAUCCAGUGGCAGAGAGAGGCCAGACUCAGAUGACGACGUGGACGUCACAUCUCUUGUUACUGCCAAAUUGGUAAACACUACCAUCACUCCAGAGCCAGAGCUCAAACACCAACCCAACUCUAGAGAGAAAGCCAAAUCCCGAGGGUUACUCAGAAACUCCCUGUUUGAGAAUGAUAAAGACGCUGGGACAGAAAGCGAGUCUGUGAAACCUGUCAGAGCCUCCACCAAUGCCACAGAGUUCCCAGAUGCCAAUGGUGCUGGGGUCAAAAGCCAGCGGCCCUUUAGCCCCAGAGAAGCGUUGCGGUCGAGAGCCAUCAUCAAACCUGUCAUCAUUGAUAAGGAUGUGAAAAAAAUCAUGGGAGGAUCUGGAACUGAGGCCACAGUGGAGAAGCAGAAAUCCACCUCCAAACCAGGGCUAAAUAAGGUGACAAGUAGCAUAACUAUCUACCCCUCUGACAGCAGCAGCCCCAGAGCCGCCCCAGGUGAGGCCCCGCGGGAAAGGCACACAUCCACCAGCAACAUCCAGGUUGGGCCAGCAGAGCUCACAUCAGUUAGCAACCACGUCAGCUCCCCUUUUGAGCUCUCCAUUCACAAACACGACAUUGCCCUGCAGUUCACAGAAGCUGAGAGAAUGGGAGAUGGGUCCCUGAAGAACAAGCCAGAAACCGUGGUCUCUCGUAGCAGCAUUAUAAUCAAGCCAUCGGAUCCUGUGGAGAGGAACAGCCAUGCCCCCCCAGCGGAGACAAUCAGGUGGAAAAGCCAUAGUGCCCCUUCAGAAGUGGGCUCUUCAGAUGCCAGACAUGUUACUGUGCGGAAUGCGUGGAAGAGUAGGCGAGACUUGAACUCCUUAGAAGACCCCCCAAUUCGAACAGGUAGAAAUGUGGAAGCUACCAACGCCUACACCCAGAGGGCCUCCACAGACUGUUCAGACCUCGGACAGCCCAGGUUGUACCUUUGUGAGCAGGGUGCUCGAAGGGCAGGAAAUUCAGGGGAUGCCCCUGAGCUCACCUCCAGAAGGACCCAGAGUAGCCUCACCGUGUCUGAGGCGCUGACUCGUCGGAAUCGGGUGGGAGACGCUGCCACCACAGCUGCAGCCUGGAACCACUCGGCAGGCACGGAGGAAGGUGAUGACUGCACACUUGGUGGCCACAGACGACUGCACAACUCCCUGGAGCGGUCUGAACUGCCUGCAAAACAGGGGCUGCCAGAGCCCGGGCUCGCCCGGGCCGAGGAACGGUUACGGCCCGCCAAGCCCUGUGCCGAGGACAACUGAACCAGCUGGGUGAGGUCUGCCGUCUCUUCUGCUCCUGCUUCUCCGCUCUCCUGCCUUCCUGCCCUGUGAAGGAUGCAAGGCCAGUUAACCAGGCUAGACGCCAGGCCUUGGCUGGGAGACUGGCAGACCAGGCUGUGGCUUGGGUCAUUUUACCAGUUGGCCAGAGGGGAUCAGAAACUACAAGCUGGACAUAGUCACCCAGGCCUAGCCUUCCUUGCAUGAGUUCUCUGUCCUUGCCCCUGUCCCCAGGUCGGAUGGGCCACUCUGGCCCCCAGAUGGGGAAAGAUCUAGAAACCCCGGUUUUCUCCCUGUACCACAGCAGCUGAAAUCUCUUCUCUGCUCCUUGGUGGGUCAGCGGGCAGCCCCUUCUGUGUGGUUCGUUUCUUAGUCUCUUCACCGCAUCCAGUUCACUCCUUGUUUGCCCUGGGGGCCAAAGUGGCCCCUAAGACUUAGCAUCCAUCACCUCCAUCUAGGGGGCUUCCACUCCUUUCCCCUUUGGAGUUCUUCAGACUCGUACAGCAGAAGAGGUCUGUGCUGCCUCAAAAGGAUUACGGGACCAACCUUCAGGCUGAAGCUUCUCGGACACGGCCCCCUGGCUGACUGCUGUUUCCUGGGGGCAGAACACACGGGUACCCACCUAUUGGAAUGACAUCAUCAUCCCUCCUCUCCCCUGGCUCUAUGCUCACCUUCCAAAGGCAUCUCAAAGUGCACAAGCCUCACGCAUCUCCUUCCCUGGGCACCAGUAAUGCUGCUGGCACUGCCUGUUCCUCCCAUGGCUGGAGACAUCAGGCUGACUCCGUCGUUUCCAUCUUUGGAAUACUUCUGGACUAAACUGGGCCUGACCCAGCAUACUCUGCCUUCUAGGAAGUGCCCAGCAAGGGGGAAAGUGGGCAGGAAGAAACAUUUCCCCAGUCACUCCACAAAGCAAUAGUUCCAUGAAAGGCAUGGACUUCCUUCCUCUUCCUUCAUCCCCCACGGAGGAGGAGGUAUCGCACUUUACCAGACUGAUGCAUUCCUACAGAAGUGGGCCCACGGUUUCUGCAAACUGUCGUGAUGACUUCACUGGAGGAAAGGUAAUAAAUGCCCGCUCAGGGCCCCAGGUGUAUACAGUGCAAAAUGCAGCAAACCUUUCAGGAAGCCACAUAAAGUUUAUUAAUUUCCUUAUGGCACAUGGGGAAGUUGAAAAGAACCACGUAUUCUUGGCACUGCUUUUUGUAGAACUUUCUCAGUUCAAAGAAGGGAUCCCUUUUCAAAGGCUACUUUUAAUGGCACAGAUACUGUUCCUUCAUAGUGAAAGAGAGCAUUACUUAGGAGUCAGGAAAGCUGAAUUUGCUUCAUGGCUUUGUAUUUUCUUGCUGUGUGACUUUGGGCAAGUCACCAUCCUCUUAGGGCCUCAGCUUCCUUAUCUAUACAAUGAAUUCUUUGAAUUCUGUGUAAUGGUCUCUAAGGGUCCUAAAUCUGGCAUUCUGAGGUGGUUCUGUUUACACUGUCCUGAUUCUGCUUUUGGAAGGUAGCAUCCAGAUGGUUUUGGGGAAUGUGUCCUCCCCCAGCCUUGUUUUUCUGGGCCUUAUUCUUUCUGUGUUCUAAUGUCAGGAGGAUGAGCUCAGAGAAGCUCCUUCAUUCUUCUAGUUUGUAAGAUGAAGGGAUUAGAUCAGACGGCUUCUGCAGCCCUUUUGGCACUAGUCUUGCCCACUUGCCACACAGCGUCCGUCUUUUGUGACACAAGGUGGCCGUCUCCUGUUGCUGUGGGCCAUAUUCCCUGCCUACACUUGGGAACCAGCGUCCGCCUCACCCGUGACGGCCAUCAGACCCAGACAUCCUGGAGGCGGCUUAGGGUACACUGAUGAGCUUCCUUUCAGGGUCAGGAAUGUUUUGCGCAUACUUCCCAUUUUUCUGGAGGUGUGCCAGUCUAAGGGUAUUACUGUGUAGCUCAUCUUUCCAUAGUGCUGACUCAGAUGCUCAGUUUAUGAUGCUGUUUUUAAAAUCUCUUCCUGCUGCUGCUUCUGGGUCACUGGCCAGAAACUAGCUUGCCCGAAGCGUAACCUUUCUACCUGCAGCCUCCCUGCCAUCCUUCACUGGUUGGCAACCUUGAGAGUCCAAAGAAAAUGGACCUCUGCGGGGGUCAACUGAGGUUAUAGGAAACGAAGUCUGUGGCUCUUCUCGGCUGGUGGAAACAAAAGGGUGCCAAGCCAUGCCUGCAAAGAUUUCGCCACUAAUUAUCUUCUUUGGGCGUUGGAGCCCUGGAUUCUGGUGCUGUAGCUCCUGGUGCCAAAGUCUGGAUCUUUCCACACUGCAGCAGCACCAACAUCUGCCACUACCCAAAUGCUCUGGAAGAGGGACAGCCACGGUGCCCUCUUGCUGGGGGCUGCUAUCUUAAAAUCUGAGUGCAAUAGGGUUUGAUUGUAACAGUUAUUUCAGGAUAUUGUGUUUCCUUACUCUGCAUACUUUCUAGAACCAUUGUAAAAUAGAUUUUAUUUUUAAGUGUCCUCAACAUUGCAGAAGAUACCAAUUGUAAUAGCAGAUGAAGGCUGGAGGCUCAGUUCCUCUGGGUUUCAAAUGGCUGGCAAGGCUGGCUCUCAAAUUCCAAAGUUGGAAGGCACCUUUCUGAAAAGCAACCUCUGUGACCAUCUGGACCCAGGCCUCACCAUCAGGGGUCCUGGAAGAAAUUUCCACAUAAAGGGGAGACCUGGUAAUUAAAUAGCUGCUCAAUCAAGCCAAAUAUCCCCACUGUCCCUGCCAACAAACCCACUUAUAUGACAAGUCUCUUCUGCAGUGUGGCUCUGACUCUAGAUUUUACUGGCAGGUGUAUUCAUUGUGGCAGGGGGUCCAGCAAGCCGGGCGAACCUGGCACUCCAGAGCUGCUUGGUUGGAGGAAGCAGACCUGGCUGAAUGCCAGAGGCUGGGUUCCCUUCCACCUGCUGCCGCCUGUGUCUCACUACUCGGGCACUACAAGCAACCAGAGAAAGCUGCAGGGCUGGUGGCCGAAGGGGAUUUGCAGUGGGGCCAAGGACUCCAGCCUCUGCUCCGGGCAAGCCUGCACAUAAGUCAUUCCCCUCUUACGGGGUGUUGGAGGGUCUGUGGCUGAUCUUGGAACUGUCCUCCUGGGGGCAGUUUUAGUGCUUUACAUUUAGGGGUUAGUGCCAAGUGCUACCAUUUCCCAGUAAAGGAACAGGGACCCAGUCCCUAGCUGCCUCUGUUGAUGUGGGGUUUGUAUGUUACUCUGACAAGACUGCUUUGGAAGAGCUGCUUUUAGGGAUUAACUUUUGUCUACCCUGGGUGGGGCACAGGGUUCUCCUCAAAGCCUCACAACCAAGAUCAUAGGAAAGGGGCCCUAUUUUCCUGCUGCUUCACAGCUCAGAACAUGUACUGAAUGGAAUGUAUUUUUAAGAGAAUAAAGUCUAUUUUUUUGUAUUUUAAAGAUUGGGAGGGCUAGGGAAGUGUAGCCCUCAAAAAACCCUGUUAAUGCAUUAAAGGCCCCUGUGCUAGGGGGCAUCAGUAUCUGUCAGUCCACAUCUACUUGUUCAGGCAGGUGCUCUGGUCUCACCCCUGCCCCUUGGAGUCUAGGUGCAGCAGCUUCUACAUUCCUGCUCCAAGCCUGGGACCAAGGAGGCCGGACCCUGUUGCUGGAAACCAGGGUGAAGCCAUGAGCAGUGACUCAGGGCUCCUUGGGUGCAUGUGUAUAGUGGAAGCUGCCUGUCUGCAUGUAUCCUCUGGCUCUAAUGCUGUCUGUUGGCUCUGCAGCACAAUAUGUAACCAAUAAAGCUCCCUAGUUUCCAUGUGC
Hyaena hyaena (striped hyena) is the source of this 7317-nucleotide messenger RNA. It is a transcript of the gene LUZP1, whose product is annotated as leucine zipper protein 1. Lineage: Eukaryota; Metazoa; Chordata; Mammalia; Carnivora; Hyaenidae. The transcript has 4 exons. The record is from RefSeq and is a predicted model, not a curated record. Bases 309 to 3536 code for a protein of 1075 amino acids.